GAGACACCCGGAAAACAUAUUUCCCAUGAUUCUUUGCGUCGGCAGAGUCCGCAUGAUUCUCGACAAUGCGUGGGGGAUCUUCGCCUGACAACAUCUUUGUAUUCUUACACACGUGGGGACUUUUAACGCACCGUUUACCCGUUUAAGAUGAGUGAGGACGUGGAGCGGCUGUUGAUUCAGUUCCAGGACGAGGCUGGAGAGAUCCUGGGCUCCCCUUUUGAUGUUCCUCUUGACAUCACACCUGACAAACUUCAGCUGAUCUGCAAUGCUCUGCUACAGAAGGAAGAGCCGGUGCCAUUGGCGUUCUUUGCGCGGGGCGAGGCUGAGAUUGUGUCCAGUCUAGGCCAAUGUGUGAAGGAACUCCUGGUGGAAACGGAGCAGGUUCUGCCGGUGGUGUACCAGCCCCAGGCCGUGUUCCGAGUCCGAGCCGUGUCCCGCUGCACCAGCACCUUACAGGGACACACCGAGGCCGUCAUCUCCACUUCUUUCAGUCCCACUGGAAAAUAUUUGGCCAGCGGUUCAGGUGACACCACGGUACGUUUUUGGGACUUGAUGACAGAGACGCCGCAUCACACCGCCAAAGGACACACGCACUGGGUGCUGAGCAUCGCCUGGUCGCCUGACGGCAAGAAGCUGGCAUCAGGGUGUAAAAACAGUCAGAUUUUCCUUUGGGAUCCAGUGACUGGCACACAAGUCGGGAAGACAUUGACGGGACACACCAAGUGGAUCACUUGGCUUUGCUGGGAGCCUCUCCACCUCAACGCGGAGUGUCGCUACCUGGCCAGCAGCUCCAAAGACGGCUCGGUGCGCAUCUGGGACACGGUUUUGGGACGCUACGACAAGAUCCUGACGGGACACACUCAAUCUGUCACUUGCGUCAAAUGGGGCGGGGACGGGCUUCUCUACACGUCCUCACAGGACAGGACGAUCAAAGUGUGGCGAGCCAAAGACGGUGUCCAGUGUCGGACACUGCAAGGCCACGCCCACUGGGUAAACACACUGGCUCUUAGCACAGACUAUGUGCUGCGAACUGGAGCGUUUGAACCUGCGAGUGCCACCGUCAACCCACAAGACCUGACUGGAUCAUUGGAGGAACUGAAGGACAAAGCCUUGCAGAGAUACAACAAAGUCCGGGGAUCCGCCCCUGAGCGCUUAGUGUCCGGCUCAGAUGACUUCACUUUGUUCCUGUGGAAUCCAGCAGAGGACAAGAAGCCCUUGGCCAGGAUGACGGGCCACAGCGCCCUGGUCAAUGAGGUGCUCUUCUCCCCAGAUACGAGGCUCCUGGCCUCGGCCUCUUUCGAUAAAUCCAUCAAAAUAUGGGACGGUCGCACGGGAAAGUACAUGAUGUCCCUCCGUGGCCACGUGGGUUCCGUGUACCAGGUGGCAUGGUCGGCUGACAGCCGCCUGCUGGUGAGUGGCAGCAGCGACAGCACGCUCAAAGUCUGGGACGUCAAGACGGGGAAGUUGAACAUGGACCUUCCUGGCCAUGCUGAUGAGGUGUUUGCUGUGGACUGGAGUCCCGAUGGUCAACGAGUGGUCAGUGGCGGGAAAGACAAAUGUCUAAGAAUAUGGAGAAAAUAGCCACACCUUUUUUGUCCCGGUGUUAACUUCUGUAUGUUCAUGUCCUCUCCCACCGUUUCACGCCAAGAAACUUGACAUCUGGAAGUAGAGGUGGUUAAUAAACAACACAGCAUCUUUUUGUGUACGCUGGUGAACGUGACACACAA
Messenger RNA from Nerophis lumbriciformis (worm pipefish), 1727 nucleotides. RefSeq names its product notchless homolog 1 (Drosophila) (gene nle1). Gene Ontology annotation, molecular function: protein binding. Gene Ontology annotation, cellular component: nucleolus. Lineage: Eukaryota; Metazoa; Chordata; Actinopteri; Syngnathiformes; Syngnathidae. The record is from RefSeq and is a predicted model, not a curated record. Gene Ontology annotation, biological process: ribosomal large subunit assembly; Notch signaling pathway.